This is a messenger RNA of Alnus glutinosa, 5550 nucleotides long. RefSeq lists its product as uncharacterized. The transcript is spliced from 20 exons. The record is from RefSeq and is a predicted model, not a curated record. The coding region runs from base 155 to 5221 and encodes 1688 amino acids. Lineage: Eukaryota; Viridiplantae; Streptophyta; Magnoliopsida; Fagales; Betulaceae. Gene Ontology annotation, molecular function: ATP-dependent chromatin remodeler activity; metal ion binding; ATP binding.
AGUAAGUACACGAAGCAACCAAGAAUGUUGCAUAUUUACAAAAAACCAUAUUUUGUCUCUGCAUUCUAAUUCUAACGUUGCAAAUUUGCAACUGGACUUCAAUCUAGCCCUGUUCUUGGUUACGACUCUGCACAACACAACUCCGGUUUCAGUGAUGGGUAGAAGGAAGCAAAGACAUCCCCAUCAUUCGGGUAGGGUAAUAGUAGAAAUCCAUGAUACCCGUGAAGCAGGGCUGCAGAAUCAGCAAGCUAUCAAUACCGAGCAAGUGCAAAAUAAUGAAUUUGAUAUAGUUGAUGAGGAGCCGUAUUUCGUGGAAGUUGAUCGAGCUUCUUGGGUUUCAGAUGAGCACCUUGAUGUUUCGGAAAUUGUUCUAACUGAUUUGACUUUGCGGGAAGGGUUUUCUGGGUGUGAAGUGAGUGAGGAUUUUUUCCAGGAUUCGAAGUAUACCUUAAGGUUUAAGGUGUGCAAUGUAAAUGAGUUUCUUGGUCGUAUUAAACUAGGUCAUUGGCCUGUGUUAUCCUCUAGUGAUGUAUCUUUAGAACUCAUAAAAAUAUGCACAAGAGAUGAUACAGAGACACACUCGGUGAUUUUAUCAGGGAGUUUUGAUGGACCGGAUGAGGGUAUUUCUGGUCUUCUUCACUUGGGAAGUUUGAAGUUUAUGACGCUUAGGCCAGUUAUGGGAAUUACAUCAUUAGAGAACGUUUCAUCUCUCAGAGUGAGGGUGGAGAUUCUUAGAAGUGUCUUUGAAGCUUGUGAGUCACUUUUGGAGAAUAAGAGGCAACAAUGGAAAAGGAGUAUGAUGAAUGUCAUGGCUUGGCUGCGACCAGAAGUAAUGACUUCAGAGGCUAGGUAUGGCGUUAGUAUAUCAACAGAAAUGGAAAAUGAUCUCCUUACGGAGAUGGGAGAUGGUAAUCUCAACACAAAAAAGCGUGCAAGGCUUGAUGCUGCUGGGUUUUAUGAAGCCAUUAAGCCAUCCAAAGUGGAUCCAAUGCUUGCAGAUGACAUACCUGACUUGCUUACUGAGCUGAGACCAUAUCAGCGUCGUGCAGCCUACUGGAUGGUACAACGAGAGAAUGGAGAUUCAAGAAGCUUGGUAGGAAGUGGGAAAAGUUUGUUUUUGUCUCCUUUAUGUUUGCCUGUGGAUUUUCUCGACACAUGUACAAAAAUGUUCUAUAAUCCAUUCAGUGGAAAUGUUUCUUUGCAGCCGGAGCAAUCUUCGCCAUAUGUCUUUGGUGGAAUUCUUGCUGAUGAGAUGGGUUUGGGGAAAACAGUUGAACUGCUUGCUUGCAUCUUUGCUCAUCGGAAGUCAGCAUCUGAAGAUGGCAUAUUUAUUAAUACUGAAUCUGAGGUUCCUUGUCACCAGAAAUCUGAUCUUAAGAGAUUGAAAAGGGAGCGUGUUGAGUGUAUCUGUGGAGCUGUCAAUGAAAGUCGAAAGUAUAAAGGAUUAUGGGUACAGUGUGACAUGUGUGAUGCUUGGCAACAUGCAGAUUGUGUUGGGUAUUCACCUAAAGGAAAACAUCUAAAAUCGAGUGAAGUUUCUGGCGGACAAGGAUGUGAAAAGAGGUCAAUGGCUGAUACAAAAAAGCACACAAGAAAGAAAAAUACGGCCAACAUAGUUGUGAGAGAAGGGGAACACAUUUGCCCACUAUGCUCAGAACUGAUGCAAGCAACUAACUCUCCUGUUGCUACUGGUGCCACUCUUAUAGUCUGCCCGGCUCCCAUAUUGUCUCAAUGGCAUGCUGAAAUUAUACGUCAUACACGUCCAGGUUCUUUAAAAACUUGUAUCUACGAGGGCGCGAAAAUCACUUCUCUUUCAGAUGCAUCUAUAGUGGAUAUCAGCGAGCUUGUUAGUGCUGACAUCGUAUUGACCACAUAUGAUAUACUUAAAGAAGAUCUGUCACAUGACUCUGAUAGGCAUGAAGGUGAUCGACGCUUCAUGAGAUUCCAGAAGAGGUUUCCAGUUAUUCCAACUCUUCUUACCAGAAUAUUUUGGUGGAGGAUUUGUUUGGAUGAGGGUCAAAUGGUGGAGAGUAAUGCUGCUGCUGCCACUGAAAUGGCUCUUCGGUUAUAUGCUAAGCAUCGUUGGUGCAUAACAGGGACUCCUAUACAACGCAAACUGGACGACUUAUAUGGACUUCUACGAUUUCUUAAAGCAAGUCCUUUUGAUGUUUCUAGGUGGUGGAUUGAGGUUAUACGAGAUCCAUAUGAGAGGAGAGAUGCAGGAGCUAUGGAAUUUACACAUAAGUUCUUUAAACAAAUCAUGUGGCGUUCAUCAAAAAGAUAUUUAGCAGAUGAGUUGCAGCUUCCCCCUCAGGAUGAGUGUGUCUCUUGGCUCACUUUCUCACCAAUUGAAGAGCACUUUUACCAAAGGCAACAUGAAACUUGUGUGAGUUAUGCCCGUGAAGUUAUUGAAACUUUGAAAGAUGAUUUUCUAAAGAGGAAAGUCAAAGGUUGUGUAUCUUCUGAUGCUUCUUUUGAUCCUUUCAUAACUCACGCGGAGGCUGGAAAACUGCUGAACACACUCUUGAAGCUUCGCCAGGCCUGCUGCCAUCCUCAAGUGGGAAGCUCAGGGCUGCGUUCUUUGCAACAAUCCCCCAUGACUAUGGAGGAAAUAUUGAUGGUUCUCAUUGGUAAGACGAAGAUAGAAGGGGAGGAAGCUCUCAGGAGAAUGGUUGUUGCUUUAAACGGGCUUGCUGGGAUAGCUAUAAUAGAGAAUAAUUUUCGUCAAGCAGUAUCAUUGUACAAGGAAGCACUGACUUUAGCUGAAGAGCACUCCGAAGAUUUCCAUCUGGACCCUCUAUUGAAUAUUCACAUUCAUCAUAAUCUUGCUGAGAUACUCCCAUUGGCUUCAAACUACUCAGAACAACUCUACUCAGAGGGACAACAUUUCCCUGAAAGCUUUGAAAAGAAGGCCUCCAAAUUACAUGGCAUUGAAGAGUGUGAUCAACAUGUUGUGAAGAGGCGAAAAGUGAGUGGGGAAGACUCUAUGGAUUUCACCAUUGAUGCUGGGAAUGCAACAGGUUGUACAACUGUCAUAUCAGAAAAUGGCUUAAAUGGUGACCAAGAACGUGAUAUUGAGCCCCAUGAAUCAUCCAGUUACAUCAGUGAAAAAUAUUUAAGAUCAGUGUGUGAGAAUAUAAAGCAGAAGUACUUAUCUGUGUUCAGUUCAAAGCUAUCCAUAGCUCAACAAGAGUUCAGAAAAUCUAACAUUCUGGUUUGUCAUGCGCUUAGAGACAGAACAAAUCAACAUACAGUUUGGUGGUUGGAAGCCCUGCAUCAUACUGAGCAGAACAAGAACUUCUCAAGUGAGUUUAUCAAAAAGAUUGAAGAAGCCAUCUCAGGAACUCCAAACAAUUCAAGGUCAUCAAGAAUUUCAUCCCGAUUUCGGAGCAUAAGUUCUCUAAAGUAUCAUAUCCAGACUGGUUUGGAUCUAUUGGAAGCCUCUAGGAUAGUGUUACUUGAUCGACUCCUGGAAAUUGAUCAAACAAUGGAGAAACCAAAAGAGGAGGAUAUUGAACGGGUGAGAUACUGUCAAAAUUGCAAUGUUAAUGGGGAUGGCCCUGCAUGUGUUGCAUGUGAAUUGGACGGAUUAUUUCAGGAUUAUGAAGCCAGGCUCUUUCGCCUUAAUAAAGAACAUGGAGAGAUGAUUACAUCUGCUGAAGAGGCCUUACAUUUUCAGAAGAAAAAAUCUGCGCUCAAUCAUUAUGAUUGGAGCAAACCAAAGCUACUCAGCGAGAAGAGAGAUGCUGGGGAAAGAGUUGUGGUCUCAAGAUCUCCAUCUGAGUUGGAAAUUGUUCUUGGAGUUAUAAAGAGCUAUUGCAAGGCUCAGUUAGGGAGAGAGGGUAUGUUGGCAGCCAAGAAGCAGCUAUACAUUCUUGAGGGCAUGCGAAAGGAGUAUGGCCAUGCACGGUCCUUGGCAAUAGCUCAAGCUCAAGUUCUAUGUGCGCAUGAUGAAAUUAAAAUGGCAACAACACGAUUACACAUUAAAGAAAAUGAGAAUGAUAUAACUGUUGAUGCCUUAAGUCAAGAGGAAUUGCCUUCAGCUAGUGUACAAUACUCUGAUGACAAGUUCAUCUCUUUGGCGUUGGUGUCACGUAUAAAAGGGAAACUUCGUUAUUUGAAGGGUUUGGCACUGUCAAAACAAAGAUCACCACGGGAAAGCCCAAAUGAUUCCUCAUUAACUCAAGAGACAGGUAGCUUGUCAACUUCUUCGGAACUGAAAAGUGGAUGUGUACCUAAAGCUCAUGAGGAAACAUGCCCAGUUUGUCAAGAAAAGUUGAGCAAUCAAAAAAUGGUUUUUCAAUGUGGACACGUUACAUGCUGUAAAUGUUUAUUUUCAAUGACUGAGCAGAGGGUACAUGAUAAUAAGUUUCAAGCCAAAUGGGUAAUGUGCCCAACAUGUCGACAACAUACAGAUUUUGAAAAUAUUGCUUAUGCUGAUGAUGGACAAAACGAAACUUUUAGUUCGUCUGUGGGGCAUACAAAUCAAGGUUAUGCAAUGUCUGAAGCAUCUAUGUUUGUUCAGGGUUCAUAUGGAACAAAGAUUGAAGCAGUCACAAGAAGAAUCUUGUGGAUCAAGCAUACAGAUCCAAAAGCCAAACUUCUUGUUUUCUCAAGUUGGAAUGAUGUCCUUGAUGUAUUGGAACACGCCUUCACGACUAAUGACAUCACUUAUAUCCGAAUGAAAGGAGGCAGGAAAUCACAUGUUGCCAUAAGCAAAUUUAGAGGACACGAAAACGGUGCACAGGGAACUCGGAAAACACAUGCCCAGCAACCAGCAUCAAAUUUUGUCCAGGUGUUAUUGAUCCUAAUCCAACAUGGAGCCAAUGGCCUCAAUCUCUUAGAAGCAAAGCAUGUUGUUCUAGUGGAGCCGCUACUCAAUCCAGCAGCAGAAGCACAAGCUAUCAGCAGGGUACACCGAAUUGGGCAGGAAAAUAGGACACUCGUUCAUCGUUUUAUGGUUAAAGACACUGUUGAAGAGAGCCUAUACAAAUUGAAUAGAAGCAGGGAUACCAAUUCAUUCAUCAGUGGGAACACAAAAAAUCAAGAUCAGCCUGUUUUGACGCUUAAAGAUGUUGAAUCCCUAUUUGCAACAGUUGCGACAGCUGUACCAGAAAAUGAUGAAAAUUUAACUGAAAGUCUCAGACAUUUGCCUCCUUCGGUUGCUGCUGGUUUAGCAGCUGAGAGGAGACUCAAGGAGCAUGCGACAUGUUCUUCAUGAGCAUACGACAAGUUAUUUGAUAGAUGUGCGAUAAAGCAAUUUUCUGGGUCCAGCCAGAUGUUCUCAUCAUAAGCAUGGCAACCCCGUGUCCGUUAGGGCAAAGAUAUUGCAUCGUGUCACCCCAGGUUCUCUAAUUAAAAUUUUGUUUCUUGUAGCAAAUCAUUUUCCUUUUUGCAUAUAUUUAGAUGUUUCUUCCUUUUUUCCCUUGAUAAAGAAAAUUUGUUGAGAUCUCUGUGAUGACAAAUAGGGAGGGCCAGGCUAAUUUAAAAUAGGAAUUCAUUGUAAUAAACUGAUUCAUUAGUAAAUAAAUAAUGUAUUUCUAUGGAAAA